This is a messenger RNA of Odobenus rosmarus divergens (Pacific walrus), 344 nucleotides long. It is a transcript of the gene ATP5ME, whose product is annotated as ATP synthase, H+ transporting, mitochondrial Fo complex, subunit E. The coding region runs from base 82 to 297 and encodes 71 amino acids. Lineage: Eukaryota; Metazoa; Chordata; Mammalia; Carnivora; Odobenidae. The record is from RefSeq and is a predicted model, not a curated record. Gene Ontology annotation, biological process: proton motive force-driven ATP synthesis. Gene Ontology annotation, molecular function: proton transmembrane transporter activity. The transcript has 4 exons.
CGCUUUUACGUCUCCGCAGCUUUCCGGGCCCUUGCAGCGUCCUCCUCAGAUUGUGCUUCCGGCGUGAAGGUUACGGACAAGAUGGUGCCGCCGGUGCAGGUCUCCCCGCUCAUCAAGCUCGGCCGCUACUCCGCCCUGUUCCUCGGCGUGGCGUACGGAGCCAAGCGCUACAGUUACCUGAAACCUCGGGCAGAAGAGGAGCGGAGGAUGGCCGCCGAGGAGAAAAAGAAGCAGGAUGAACGGAAACGGAUGGAGAGAGAACUGGCAGAAGCCCAAGACGACAGCAUACUAAAGUGAGCCUGCCUUUCUCUGGAAUGGUGUGGACGAAUAAAGCUUUCUGUGUU